AGCCAAAUAGUUUGAAUGUUCCUUUUCCUAUGUCACUGGAACAGAUACGCUGUCGUGAUCAUCUACCGCUAUCUUAGCGCCAUGAGUGGGCUUCUGAAGAGGAAGUUUGACGAGGUCGAAGAUGACCAGUGCUACUCCUCGUCCUCCCCGUCGUCCCUCACCUCCUCCGCGGGGUGGGACUCGGACGGCGAGAGCUGCUUCUCCGACACGCUGGACUCCCCUAGUUCCCCGGCAACAGCCCCAACCACCACGUCCAUCCUUAAGAAGUCGAAGCGGGCGCGGAGGGGCAACGUGCAAUUUGACCAGGUGGAGGUGUACUUCUUCCCGCGGUGCCAAGGCUUCACCAGCGUGCCCAGCCGCGGCGGCUGCUCCCUGGGCAUGAUGCAGCGGCACAGCGCCCAGCGCAGCUACACGCUGGCCGAGUUUGCGGUGGAACAGCGCCUCCUGCGGCGGGAGAAGAUGAAGAACCGCAUGCGCGAGGAGAAGCUGGAGGCCCUCAGGCACAAACUGACGAAGAACGGUACUCAGGAGUCGGAGGAGGCCGACCAGCUGACGCUGGACGACAUUCCCGAGGACGAGGUCGACCUGAGCGGCGUGAACGUGGACGACGGCUCCUUCCUGCAGCCGUUCCCGUCCAAGCGGCGCCACGCCCUGCUCAAGUCCGCCGGCGUCAAGAAGAUCGACAAGGAGGAGAAGCGGCAGCUCCACGAGCUCCGGCUCUCGCGGGAGAACUGCGGCUGCGACUGCCAAGUGUUCUGCGAGCCGGAGACCUGCAGCUGCAGCCUGGCAGGCAUCAAGUGCCAGAUGGACCACUCGUCCUUCCCCUGUGGCUGCUCCAAGGACGGCUGCGGGAACACGGAGGGCCGCAUCGAGUUCAACUCGAGCCGCGUGCAAACGCACUACAUCCACACCAUCAUGAAGCUGGAGCUGGAGAAGCGCCUGGAGGAGCACUCGGACCAGGGCGACCGGUCCCCGCCCGCCCAGGAGCGCCACGCGCCGGAGCCCCACCCGCACCAGCAGACGCAGUCGGCGCCGGCCAUGCCCGACGUGCCCACGUUCCACUUCAGCUCGGAGCUGACGUCGGUGGGCGAGAACAGCUGCAGCAGCGACAUGACCGACACGUCGAGCUCGUCGGGCCAGAGCGAGUACUCGGAGGAGAGCCCCGCGGUCAGGAAUCACUCGCCGCUGGACGUGGACGAGAACGGCCUCACGCGCAUCCUCAGCUUCACCGACACCGACAGCGAGGACGCCAACUGCGGAAACGGCGACAUCCGACACGACUGCGCCAAUGAUAACGACAACUGCCAGAAGAGAACCCAGUCGUCAUCGACAACGACGACAACCGGCUUCAGCAUCUUUGGAACGUGUUCGGAGGACAAUGACAACUUGUGUGCCACACUCUCAGGCAGGCACGCGGACCUAGACGACAACAGGUCCUCCUCCAUGUCCGAACUCUUAGACGAGAACGCCAACCAGGGCAACGGGUUAUUCCACAGCUGCACGGUUCCCAACACGCCUUCACCGUCGUUCGACCACUCGUCCAGCUACAUGGACCUGAGUCUGUCCUCGGAGUCGGAUCUGGAGUUCUUCGAUGGCUUCCCCUGCCUGGGCCCCAGCUCGCUGUACAACUCCCUCAAGGAGUACGAACACAUGGACAACUUUUUUCAGUUCCAGUUGCCUAGCUAUCCCAGCCUGCCCCAGGGCAACGACCCAGGGACCUGCCUCCUGGAGUCUCUGAUUGGCCUGUCAGAAUCGGUUCCAGAGCCCCCGCCUACUUUCACAGACAAUCAAUUGUUGGAAGAAGCCAUGAAGUUGUCUGUGAUGGAGUCUGUAAAAGUCUAAUGUGAACCAAGAUUGUGAAAUGGACAGUAUUGUACAUAUUUAAGGAAAAAAAACUUUGGGGACUGGAUGUGCACAUGUAUUUACUUUGAUGUGAACCAUUUUGAUGGCUUUGAUGUCACUCGCCCCCCUCCUGGUAUUGAGAUUUCUCGUUUGCCUUUUGAAACUUCAGCAGAGCAGUACGUUUAAAGUCAUGAUCCAAAUGGUAGCUAAUAUUUGUAUCGACAUGGGGGAAGCCAGCAAGGUAAAACAAAGAAUAAUUGGCUUUCGAAAGCUCUAUGCCCACGGAUCAGGGCUCUGGGUAUCCCCGUUGGUUUCCCCCGGAGCUUAAUUGGUCAGCUACAUUUAAUAUAUAUUGUCUUCAGAGGGGGCACGGGGGAGGACGUCUACCAAUAUCACAGAAUGUGAACCUCAGGGAAUUGUUCUAGCUUUCGAAAGAAGCGUUUGGAGACCCGUCCUUUAGAUGGGAACUCUUGCUUGACUCUUCAAUGGGGCUUUUCACCACCGAAACGAUGCCAACAUUUUCAAGGCCUAAUUUUAAGGCACCUUGAUUUGUUUUGUAGUCCCUGUUAGUUCAUUUCUUUUGGCUUGUGGGUGUUAAAAUCCACAGUCUUUUUUAAUUUAUUUUUUAAAUCUCAAAGCUAGAGGUGAGCUCCAGAUCCCUUAUGAUGGCGAACUUAAGAAUCUGAUAUAUGGUACACAGUUCCCCCAAAGGCUCCUCAAUCAGCACUUUAUCUUUGAAGAUAGUCAUGAAAUAAACAAAAGUAUAAGGCAGAGGAGUGUGUCUUCAUCUCCUUUUGUGUCUUUGAAGUCGAGAUUGUUGUAAACUGCCUCUGAUGAUGGGUCAACAGUUCAGAAGUUUACCAGCUAGAAUUACUGAGCAUUUUUUAUUUAUUGUCAAACCAAGAAUAUUACAGCUGUAAAUCGUUCAAAAAGGAUAGUAUAACUAAUAUCUAUUAUCAAUAUCGCUUUUUAUUUAUUCCUUAAGUUUUAUUAUUUUACUUUUUUUUUUAUUUAUUUCUUUAAACACCGAUUCAAAGAUGGGAGCAUUGUAUAACCAGCAAAUGCAACCAUUUCUAUUUUGUCCUUUUUUUUCUUUUUUUUUUUAAUCCUUGUACACUUUGUUCUUUUCUGUGAAUGGGGAAGAUGAGCAUAGAAUACCUAUUUAAUAGUCUAUACUAUUUCACAUUUUUUAACAUUUUGUUAAGUUAUUCAUCACUUAUCAUUUCAGCAGUAAUUUAAUUUAUUACAUUUUGGGGGCAAUAACAGAGGGAUGUGAAAAAGAAAAGUUUACUAUUAUGUGCCUGUUCAUCAAAGGAGCCAUGUUUGCCCAUCUCUUGUACACAGUGGUUGUUUUCUAGCAGUUGGAUUGGACUAAACCUACCUAUCUGAAGAAGUCAGAACUGUGGGUCUGCAUUAUAGCCUAUCAUGUAGCUAGGAACUUAUACUAAGAUUUUCUAACUAAUUUGUGUAGAUGUAAAAAAAAAGAAUUCUAAUCUGUAUCAAUGAUAAAUUAUUUUAUUAAAAAUGAAAUCUGCAAUUUUCUUGAAAUAUUGACACAUUUGUAAUAUAUUAAUAUAGAAAAGAAGUAUAUGAAGACCCUUCAUUAUUGGGUGAAAGGCCUUUUACAAAGCCUCUCUAUAGGGGUAGAUGGUCUCCUAUUAAACUAAAAACUAUGUAAAUUUGCUAAGCCAAAUUUGAUUGUACUCAGAAUGUUGAGAUAUAAGCAACUGAUCAACCUAACUGUGGCUGUAAAUUAUUUUCUCUCUUUUUCUUUUUGGAUCAAGCCUGCAUAUAUUAUGCAACUUGUACCAUAUUAUGCAAAACUGUUGCCUGUGUUUGUUUUCAUGAUGACUUUAAGGCAGAUGGAAAGCUAUUUGCCCAAUAAGGUGUGAUUGAAAAAUCACUUGACAAAUACAUAUUCCCAUUCAAAUGUACAUAUCCCAUCAGAAAUAUGUCCUGUUCCAACCACAAGUUCUGACUUUAUUGGGAGAAGAUGCAUGUGGGACCCAUACAUAUGUUAGUCUGAGUGGCAUAAUUUCAAAGAGCAAAAUGCACAAUCUGAAAAGUAUUUGCCUUUUGCUUUCCUUUGCUGUUCUUGAAUUCUAUUUCAUGUCCAAGUGGACUUUGUUUUUUAUUAUUAUUUUUUAAACACUUUCCCAUGAAGAUAUGAAAACAAUGGGUAUUUCUUGAUCGUGAAUUAUUGUACGUUUUCAACAACACUGCUUUUUUGAAGUGUUUCUUAUGUUUGCCUUUUUUGUUGUACAUAUUUCUUCAGCUUCAGUGGUACUACAGAGCAAACAAUGCUGCUUUUUAUAUUUUCACUCUUUAACUGUUUAAAGCUGUUCAUUUCAAAUCAUUCAACAGUAGUUCGUCCCUGCAAAUAAAAAAGUUCAGCUUUUUUCUUAAA
Messenger RNA from Sardina pilchardus (European sardine), 4249 nucleotides. It is a transcript of the gene csrnp1b, whose product is annotated as cysteine-serine-rich nuclear protein 1b. Lineage: Eukaryota; Metazoa; Chordata; Actinopteri; Clupeiformes; Clupeidae. Gene Ontology annotation, molecular function: sequence-specific DNA binding; DNA-binding transcription factor activity, RNA polymerase II-specific. The transcript is spliced from 5 exons. The record is from RefSeq and is a predicted model, not a curated record. Gene Ontology annotation, cellular component: nucleus. Gene Ontology annotation, biological process: regulation of transcription by RNA polymerase II. The coding region runs from base 16 to 1842 and encodes 608 amino acids.